This is a messenger RNA of Pygocentrus nattereri (red-bellied piranha), 4286 nucleotides long. RefSeq names its product SON DNA and RNA binding protein (gene sonb). Gene Ontology annotation, biological process: regulation of mRNA splicing, via spliceosome; regulation of cell cycle. The transcript has 13 exons. NCBI's taxonomy places the organism in Eukaryota, Metazoa, Chordata, Actinopteri, Characiformes, Serrasalmidae. Gene Ontology annotation, molecular function: RNA binding. The coding region runs from base 96 to 3569 and encodes 1157 amino acids. The record is from RefSeq and is a predicted model, not a curated record.
CUGCGGACGGCUGUGCUCUCCAGCCCCUCCGACCCAGGCUGGUGUUGCUAUACGGAUGUUGUGGAGUAUUAGCUGUCCCAGCCUCUCUGACUGUGAUGGCGACCAACAUUGAACAGAUUUUCCGGGACUUCGUUAUGAAUAAAAUAAAAGAAAUAGAGGACGAAAGCCAAGAUAAGAGUUGUACAGGCCAGCUGGAUUCUAAUGAUAGAGAGUCGCUGUCUGACCAAGGGACAGGAAUAAAUAAAGAAGCACCUCCUGUGGAAACAGUUAAUAAAUUGUCAGUUCCAAAUCCUAGCUGCCAGGACAACAGUGCCAAAGAUAAAUUCAAUACUAAACACAAGAAAACUAAAAAGCACAAAAAACACAAAAGCAAAAAGAAGAGGAAGAAGCGCAAGGAGGAGAAGGAGAGCAGCUCAGAGACAGAAUCAGAUGGAGAAACUCAAAGAAGUGUAAAGAAGAAGAAAAGAAAGAAAAAGAAGAAACAGAAAGAAGGAGACAAAUUAAAAAGGUCUGGCUCACGAUCUGAGAGCUCUUCAGUAUCUGAAUCAGAGUCUGAGUAUGAAUUAAAACCUCUCAGUGAAACUGCCAAAUCUUCAACUGGCAAGGUGUUGUCAAAGUCUGAACUCUGUGAUGGGGGUAAUUUCAAGAUUUCUCAAGAACUGCCUGACAUUGUUCCUAAGCUGGACACUGCUGCUGACAAAAACAGAAAAAUUGAAGGAGGCAGUGAAAGAAAAAGAAGCUCUAGUCGCUCUAGGACAUCCAGACAAGAGAGGAGUUUGAGAGCACGGCGCUCCACUUCCAGAUCAAGCAAACGGAAAUCAAGGCGUAGAUCCAGAUCUCAGUCACUCCGACAAUCCCAGAGAUCAAAAUCAAAAUCUCGUUCAAGGAGAAGUCCCAAAAGGAAGUCUCCACAGCAGAGACACAGAAGUAGAUCAAGGUCAAGAUCACAAAGGUACAACAGGCGGUCCAGAUCUCAUUCAGCCAAAAGAAGCAGACAUUCAAGAUCAAGGUCUACACGAAGUAGAUCAAGGUCUUCUGUAAUCUUAAAGAAGAGCAGGAGAUCUCGAUCAAAAUCAAGGUCUGUUUCACGUCACCGCUCCAGGUGUUCAAGGUCUAGGUCUCGACUACAGGCAGGACAUUCUACAUCAAGGUCCCGGUCAAAAUCUAAGACUUUUUCAAAAGAUAACCAAAUUAAGACUGAGAUACAAAAGAACGACAUGGUUCCAGACUUAAAGAACGAGGUUAGCUCUGCAAAAGCUGGAACAAAAAAUAUAGACAAAGAUGGAAGUCAGACACUGGCAGCGAAUUCUGCCAGCACUGUCAAAGAUGGCACUGUUAGUGAUGGCCAAGUUAAGGGAUCAUGGCGACCGGUUCCUUUCUUGGAUAACAGCUCUUCUGUUGUUAUUUCUGGUUCUUCUGAGACCAAGCCUUCAGUGGAGUGCAUUACACCUGAGCUGCCUUUGGAUGUGAAAGAUAUUUCUGAAGAUUCCUCAGAUAGAUCCAAAGAUCUGAGUGAUGUUCUUAGGACUGUGAAGAAAGAAGAAAUUACUAAUGUACAACUUAAAGACACUCAUAUAGUUAAACAUUCCAAAUCAAGAUCGAAGUCCACAUCUCCAGCUUCGCAAAGGCGGUCAAAAUCAGUCUCAAGAAAAAGAUCAAGAUCCAGAUCUUCUAGAAAAAGAAGACAGUCUAGAUCAUCCUCCAAGAGCAGCAAGAAGACAUCCAAGUCAUCUCCUUCAUGUAGGAAAGGAUCUAAAUCCAGAACACGGAAUAGGCAUUCUGAAUCCAGGUCGCCAGAAAGGAAAAAAUCAAAGUCCCACUCGCCAGAUCGAAGGAAGAGGUCUAGGACCCCAGACAGAAGUAGGCGGUCAAGAUCAAGACGUAGAUCACGCUCACGAUCAAGAAGAUCUAGAUCUGGCUCUCGCCGAAGAAGAGGAGGUUUCAGGAGCCGAAUGUUUAGUCAACGUGAUCGGUGGAAGAGAGAACCAAGUCAUUCUCCUGUCCUCAUUUUGCGUAAGAAAAGAUCAACUUCUCGAACUUGUCGUAGCUCCAGCAAGACACCCCCACGCCUUACUGAGCUUGAUAAAGACCAGUUGCUUGAAAUUGCCAAGGCUAAUGCAGCUGCUAUGUGUGCUAAGGCUGGGAUGCCAGUUCCAGAGAGCCUUAGGCCCAAAGCCAUUCUUCAGCUACCUUUACCAACCCCAAAUCCCACUCCUUUAUCCUUACCCCUGCCCUUACCUGUUAAUCUCCCAAUGGGUGUACAAGGGAUGUCAAGCAUGACCAUGAGUGCUGCUAUGGCUAGCAUGACUGCUGCCACUAUGACUGCUGCUUUGUCCAGCAUGGGAGCCCUUGCCGCCAUGCCACAGUUGGCCCCAUUGCCCACAAUCACCAACAAGCCUCCACCUUCAGCCACACCAAAUCUGGCUUCUAUUGAGGAAGCUAAAAGAAAAGUGACAAAGCAAGCAAACAGCUAUACAAUCAAGGAGCUAACAGAAAAAUGCAAAAAGAUUGCAGAGAGUAAAGAGGAGAUGGCCAUUGCAAAACCUCAUGUGUCAGAUGAUGAGGAAGAUGAGAAGCCUUUUGGAGGACUUGCCUUGAAGGAGAAUAAGAGCAUCACUUUCAGUCUCAGUAACCCCUCAGUGAAACCAGCUGUGAGAUCAGAGGCCGCCUUUGCCAAGGAGUUUCCAGUGUCUUCAGGUUCACAGCACCGCAAGAAGGAAGGAGAUGGAGCGUAUGGGGAAUGGGUGCCGGUGGACAAAAAGAAUGACAAGGCAGGGUCUUCAUCAACUUCUGCUGGGGCUGAGGAUCAGAACAAAGAUAAUGACAGUGUUUUUCCUGAGGCACCUUCACAGCCGGUGGACAUCACCCUGGCGGUCAGUGAAAGGGCAGUGGCCCAGAAGAGACUGGCAGAGAACCCAUUUGACAUCAAUGCCAUGUGUAUGCUUAAUCGUGCUCAGGAGCAGGUGGAUGCUUGGGCCCAGUCCAACACAAUCCCAGGUCUCUUCACUGGUUCCACAGGUGCUCAAGUGCUCUCAUCUGAAGAACUGUCCAACAGUGGCCCACAGGCUUGGAUCAAGAAGGACCAAUUCCUUCGUGCUGCACCAGUCUCUGGGGGCAUGGGAGAGUUGCUGAUGAGGAAGAUGGGUUGGCGUGCUGGCGAAGGCCUUGGCAAACACAGGGAAGGCACAGUGGAGCCCAUUGUGAUUGACUUUAAAACUGACCGCAAGGGAUUGGUAGCAGAGGGUGAGAAGACCCAGAAGUCUGGCAACUUGGUGGUGAUGAAGGAUCUUCUAGGGAAACAUCCAGUGUCUGCUUUAAUGGAACUGUGUAAUAAGAAGAAGUGGGCACAGCCAGAGUUUGUCAUGGUGCUGCACACUGGCCCUGACCACCGGAAGAACUUCCUCUUUAAGGUGGUGGUGAAUGGGUGUGAUUACCAGCCCCAGACAGCCAGUCCCAAUAAAAAGCAUGCCAAAGCCAUGGCAGCCACAGUGGCUCUACAGGCGAUGGGUGAGGUAGCAGGGGACGGAGUCCAUUCAGGACCUGUGUUCACAGCAGCCACCAGCACCUGAUAACCACACGUAAAGCAUCUUAAUUGUGGGGAAACCCAUACUGCACCUCAGUCUAAAUCAUUUCUUUAUGGAAUUUGUAGAUAAAGGGGAAGCUGACUGGAUAUGUAAUAUGUAAACUGGGUGUGUAUAUUGCUUCACAUCUUUUUACAGUUUUUAUUUUUUUGGGCUUUCAUUUGGUUGUUUCUGUAAGCAUGGUAGAUCACAAACUUUAACCUAAUAAGCUAAAAUAUGCCCUCGCAACAUGGGCAUAAGAAGACUGAAAAAAAUGAAUACAAUUUUGUAGUAAGCUGGAGGGCAUAGACAAGGUACAUUUUUUCAGUUAGCCACAGAACUUAAGCCAAAAGUGAGAAAUGUACAGAGAGCUAGUCAGCCUUAAGCAUCCAGCUAAGUGAGAAUCCUGUGUGUCUGUUCUUAAAGCCUUUUGUAUUUUGACUGAACUGUUCUUUUAAAUUGCACAUUGUCCCCCUGUUGCUUUUUGAUGUUUUAAGCUUGUGCAUGCAUAAAUACUGGUUAAAGGAUGUGCUCUUUUAUCUUUUCCUUAAACAAAGAUUGCUCUUAUGUCUGAUAUGGUUUGUAUUUUUUGCACAUUAUGUCGUUUGGACUACUCCCAACAUCGCCACUGAAGCACUACUUCCUUUUGAAAGCAUGUUUUGAGUUGCUAACAGAAGAGAGAUUUUAUGUAGUACAAUUAAAUAAAUGGAUGACUUCUCUCUAGAA